Melospiza melodia melodia is the source of this 2282-nucleotide messenger RNA. Its product is annotated as telomere repeats-binding bouquet formation protein 1-like. The record is from RefSeq and is a predicted model, not a curated record. The transcript is spliced from 16 exons. The coding region runs from base 9 to 2207 and encodes 732 amino acids. NCBI's taxonomy places the organism in Eukaryota, Metazoa, Chordata, Aves, Passeriformes, Passerellidae. Gene Ontology annotation, biological process: homologous chromosome pairing at meiosis; meiotic attachment of telomere to nuclear envelope.
UCCUAGAUAUGAAAACAGAUUUGAACUUACUGCUUGAAUGCCUUAAAUAUCAGAUGGACUGCCCUCUGUCUCAGAAGGAGGCUUUGAUCACUAUCUAUUCCAUUUGCCAGCAAAACAGUGAAGCGAGCGAAUACUUGCGAGAAAUUGGUGGUUUGAUGUUUAUAAAUGACCUUGCCAAGUCCAGCGCUCAUUGCAUCGUAAAGGAAGCAGCUUUAUUUACACUGGGGAUUAUUAUAGAGAGUAAUGUGUAUUGUCAACAGACUUUGUGUACUUCUGCACUGUUUGAAGACCUCAUUUUAUUUUUAAUUAAAAAGGAUUCUGGUGUGAACUUGAAAAGAAUGUCUGUUUAUGUCAUCUUAGCUCUGGUGUCAAAUAAUAAAAAUGGGCAAAGCUGUGUCAGAGACACAGGCUGCAUCAGCCUGCUGCUGCAGUUGUUCAGAACAACUCUCUGCACGUCUGAGAAGAAUGUGUCAGAUGAAAACUCUGAUCCCUGCUAUCAGCUCUGGUGCUCGGUGUGCAGCACUCUCUGUGCCUGUGUCAACAACCCCCAGAACGAAGAUAAUCAAAACAUUUGCUGUUCAGUUUUUCCCCAUGCCAAAGAGUGGCUGGAGAGUUGCACAGAGCCUGAGAUAGUUCGUCCCAUUUGCUCAUUUCUUGGUCUCACAGUUGCAAAUAACUCAUAUGUGCAGAAGUAUUUUGCUUCUAUUGGAGGAUUGGAUACAUUAGCCAAAGUUCUCCUUGCGCUUAUGCAUGAUUCUUGUUUGAGUCACUCCAGCAUGAAACUUGCCGUGGUAGUAGCAAAGACCCUGGAUGCCUGUAUUGCUAAUAACUCUGCCAUGGGUGUUGUCUUGGCAAAGUAUCACACUGUGUCAGAGCUGCUGAAGCUGCUGUCCAAUGAGACACUGAGCACAGGAGAAAAAAUCAGUAUUAUUCUAACAAUUGGACACUGCACUGAAGUUUGUGAAGAGAACCAGUGUGAGCUGCUUCAGAACAAUGGUCUGCCACUUAUGAUUCAGGUUUUGACAGAAUCUCAGGACGAGGAACUCAUCAAAGCUGCUACUUUUGUGCUGCAGAACUGCAAAGAAAUGACUGAACAGUUGUCUCUGAAAUUAUAUGAUAACUCACUAAAUGUGAACAAUGCAGAAGAAUUGGAUGUGCAAGUCAGAAAUAGAUGUCUGCAAGACUACUGGAAGAAAGCAAAAGAAAUUUUACACAGAAUAAACUCAAUUGAAAAACAGCACAAUGAGGAAAGAGUGCAAGGAGAAAUAUUUAUAGAUGAAUCUUCAGUAGCCAAUUCUUCAGAAGCAUUAAAAUCCCAUGAAGUGAAACCUGUUGAUCCAAAGAAGUACACAGAAGGAACUCAGAAAGUCGUCUGUUGUCCACAGUUGACCUCAAAGUUGAAUAAUCAGGUUCUUGCUCCAUCUCUAACUUCUGCUCCACAAAAAAAUGAAACAGUGAACACUAUGGAUGCAGCUUCUACCAGGCAAACUGAACAGAGGAACAUUCCAUGUUCAGUCACUGAGCUGCAAACAGACAGUGUGCCUCAAAGUCACAAUUUAAAUGGGAAAACUGCUUGUGGAAAAAGUCGGUCUGGUCUUCAGGCAGGUGAACAGUUAUUUAAACAACCAGCAGAGACUGUUAAAAAUAUGAAACAGACAUGCACAUCAGGUCAACAUUCAUUCUGCUCAGAGAAAACUGAGAGAGUCAAAAGUACUUCAGCUGUAUCUUCAUCCCAUAAAAUUGCAGAUUUAAGGUGUUUGGGUUGUACAGCAGGAGGACUGUCCUUGAACAGCAAAACCUUCACCAGGAUGUUGCAGAGAUGCCUGCAUAGGUGUGAGAACCACAGAGUUAUCCUGGAGGCUGAAGAAAGAUACCGAGGGCAGCUCCGCAGGGUGGCUGCUGGUAACAGCAACAGAUCUGCAACUCACCAGAAAAUGCCGCUGGCCUCAGUAGAGAAAGACAGGCUGCAUAAAGAAAUACCAACUUUUAGGAGCAAGAAGGAUCAUUUCCAAAGCAUUCUUUUGACUCCAAAUAGAAAAGACAAAUCUAAUACUUCAAAGAGAGAUGAACAUAGUAGGAAUACUACUAGGUGGACUAGCAACUAUAACUUGACACCUGCUUAUGAAAACUGUGAGUAUUAUCAGAAAGUGAAUUCUCUGAUACGCACAUCUGAAAGAUCAGUAUUUGGGUUUAGGUCAGGGCAUUGAGAGAAGUACCUGUCCUUGCUAUUGGAGAUAAAUGGUUAUAAAUUUAAAUAAACUGUUACACUUUCUCUCACAGAA